CGACGUCCAGUACCCGACGUUGAAUGUUGAGGAGACAGAAAAAGCACCCAUGAGCCCGGCACGGAGCGAGUCUGCAAUGAGCUGGCGAGCCAACACUCCUCCCCGCGCAUCUGGAAGCCAGGUACAACAGGACAGUGCCAUGGAUGAGGCCCAAGAGGCGCCCACUGCAGAGAACCCGGCCUACGAGGAUUUUGGUGAUAUUUGGCAAGAGGAGGCUAGUCGCUCGGUGAUCUCGAUAAACCCAGACGAAGUCCCAACUGAAAAAUCUCCUAAAGUACAUGAUCUCUUCACAGACGCCGACGUUGUCAGGCCUGCUCGCGGCAGAACCACCCGAACCUGGCGGAGGAGGAGGAUGAAUGACGAAGCGGAAUCACUACAAGGACCUGCUGUAACACGUACAGGACCAGCAGUCACUCACCAGGCUGAAGAAAAGAAUGCGCCUGAAGAACAACCCAAACAAGUCGAAGUAGUGAAUGCUGGGGGCGAGGAAAGCGACGACACCGGCAUGUUCUUCCAGUCCAACGUACCCGAACAGAAGCGUCCUUCGCGAUUUGAGAGGCGGCGACCAAGAAUACAGGAGGCAGAGAAGGUGAGCAUUGUUGAGCUUCUCGAACAGGGUGAGAGCUUUGUACCAGAGUCUUCUCCGCCGGUGGCCGCAAAAAAGACGACUCCACCAGCCAAGCCAAACCCGUUUCUAGAUACACCGCCUCGUUUCCAGGCACUCAUGAGUUCGCCCAAGAAGAGCAGUCCUUUGAGGCGGGAGCUUCACAGUGGCGACAUUUCGACAAGCUCUGUACAGCAGUUUGAGGAGUCUACAUUGCCGCUCGCACAAAGCUCGCCGUUCCACACAGUUGUCGAUGGAGAUAGCAAAAUCUCCGCUGCAUCAGAUCAACGGCAGUUCCGGGUGGAGAUGGAGGGAGAUACCGCCUCAACCAUUGUCCGUGUGCGAGAGGAGGCCAACGAGUAUCUUGACGCAUAUGAGCCGCAAGAGCAGAGCUUGAAUGAGAUCACAGAAGUCACCGAACCGAGCCAAACACGAAUAGAACAGAGUCUCUUGCCAUCAAGCCCGCCAACGAUGCAGCGGCGGUUUGAGCAGCGGCUGCUCUCAGCCCGUAAGCCUUCACCGCUUUCCAAGUCGAUGCAGCGGCCAGACGACGUACACAUACCCUCACGACAAGAUUCAGCGCGUGCCGAAGAGCCGCAGGUAAUUAGCUCAUCGCCUGAGCCCAGCUCCAGCGAAGAGUCAGAAACCAGCUCCAGACCAGGCACUCAACCAGAAACACAACCUGGUCUGGCUUCGAGCGUCAUGUCAACGUCCCACUUGGCUCAGUCACUGCCACAUCCCAUCCUCUCUCGCAUGACGCCGCUCCCAAAGGUUGAGCCCUGGACGAGGACACACUACAAAGCGCUCGACAAGCUCUACGCAAUGCACCUCAAGCACCCCGCUCUCUUUUGCCCCUUUAACGUCCCUCCGACACCCCUAUCAACUACAAACGGCCAACUCCUCCGUCGAUUCCUCGCCGACAACGGCAACCUGCCCUACGUCGGCGCCGUCUUCCACGCUUGGGGUUACAGCAUGGUCAUGACGGCAGAGCUUGUCGUUCUCUGCAGUGUUUUCAUGGACGUGAUGAGCCUCGGCAGCGAAGCAGAGUACGAGCGCGUUACCGGAAAGAGGCUGCAGGUGGGUGACUGUGCACCCGGCAGGCUUGGCGACUGGAUCUCGGGCGAAGAUGUCCUGCAGCGGCUUGCUACCGUCGUCAUGGGCGAGAGCGUCAGGAGAGAUGAGCGCGCGGGUCGUGAGAUUGAUCGCUCCAGGGGGCUGCAGAUUGAGUGGCCGCAGAGGAUGCGGUGAGCUUCAUUGCCUUUUACCAAUUGAUUGGAGUUUGGGUGUUGGGACACGGAUACCAUGUGAUGAUUUCUGGAUAGCGUUCUCAGGUGUUGGGUUGUCAGUUGUUUCUUGGG
Molecule: messenger RNA, 1962 nt
Organism: Exserohilum turcica Et28A
Lineage: Eukaryota; Fungi; Ascomycota; Dothideomycetes; Pleosporales; Pleosporaceae
Exons: 1
Coding region: 50-1852 (600 amino acids)
Source: RefSeq, a predicted model, not a curated record